AUGGAUAACGAUCAAGUUUUGCCAAAUACAAAUGCUGCUCGGGCAUUUCCCUCAUGUCCGGACGAGGAUAUCGUCAUUAGUGGUAUCAGCGGAUCAUUUCCAAACUGCCAUAAUGUGUCUGAGUUUUGUGAUAAGCUUUAUUCUAAGACUGACAUGGUUGAUUCGGAUGAAAGACGUUGGAGUCAUCAAGAUUUCCGUAUUCCAAAGCGCGCAGGAAAAAUUUACGAUUUGGACAAAUUUGAUGCUGGCUUCUUUGGAGUUCACAAUCGACAAGCUGAUAAUAUGGAUCCACAAGGCCGUGUUUUACUGGAGACGGCAUACGUUUCGAUAUUGGAUGCGGGAAUAAAUCCGCAGAUGGUGCGCGGGAAAAAGGUCGGGGUUUUUAUAGGUUUAACAUUUAAUGAGGCGGAAAAACUUACUUAUCACAAACCAGCUACUUAUAAUAUUACGGGUCAUAGUCGGGCAAUGUUGGCGAAUCGCAUUUCGUACUGUUUGAAUCUUACGGGACCUUCGUAUGUGGUUGACACUGCAUGCAGCAGCUCUUUGUAUGCCAUGGAUUGUGCUUAUAGUUCCAUGAGGAAUGGAGAAUGUGAGGCAGCUAUCGUUUGUGGAGCGAAUUUGUGUCUUCAUCCGUACAUUAGUUUGCAGUUUUCGCUUUUGAACAUGUUAUCAAAAGACGGAUAUUGCUCCCCAUUCGACGAAAAAGCCGACGGAUACACGAGAGCUGAAGCAAUUUGUUGCGUUUUCCUGCAAAAAGUGAAAGAUGCAAAACGUAUUUACUGCACGGUGGUUCACACAAAAGUCAAUUGCGACGGAUACAAGGACGAGGGAAUCUUUUAUCCCUCACGCAAGAUGCAAACGCGACUUUUAACCGAAUUUUACCAAGAAAUCAACUUCAAUCCCGACCUAAUUGACUACGUCGAGGCACACGGCACCGGAACUCCCGUCGGUGACCCCGUCGAAUGUUACUCCAUUGACAAAGUUAUUGCCAAAAAUCGCACAAAAGACAAACCGCUGCUCAUCGGGUCAGUAAAAUCCAAUAUGGGACAUUCGGAGCCGGCAAGUGGCCUUUGUUCCGUCGCAAAAAUCAUCUGCGCCUUCCAGCGGGGCGCCAUUGCACCGAAUUUGCACUGCACAAGACCCAAUCCAGCGAUCGAGGCAAUUCAGGAAGGGAGAAUUCAGGUUGUGGUUGAUGUUGUACCACUGACGUCGCCGUAUAUCGCAACGAAUUCCUACGGGUUUGGAGGUGCCAAUGCUCAUGUUUUGUUUAAAAGACACGAAAUGCACAAAAUUAAUCAUGGAUUGCCGAAAGAUACGUUACCUCGGGUUGUUACAUGGUCCGGCAGAACAGAGGAAAGUUGCGUUGUUAUGUUUGAUGACAUCGAAAAACGUCCUUUGGACACGGAAUUCCUCGCUUUGCUGCAAAAUAUUCAGAGUGUAGCGACUCCGGGACACGUCUAUCGCGGUUUUGGGUUAUUUGAAGCCACUGAAAAUGGGGUGUCGAGGUGUCUCGAACGAGAAAUUGUUCAUUUUGCGGGCGAACGACGACCUUUGGUGUGGGUUUUUGCGGGAAUGGGAUCACAAUGGUGCGGAAUGGGAUCGUCUUUGAUGAAAAUCGACACUUUUCGUGAGAGUAUCGAACGUUCACAUCGCAUUCUCGAGCAAAAAGGCUUGGAUUUGAUCAAAAUCAUCACAACUGAGGACAAAAAAAUUUUUGAUUAUGUCUUGCACUCAUUCGUGGGCAUCGCAGCGAUUCAAAUCGCCCUCGUAGAUGUCCUGAAAAGCUUGAAUAUCGUUCCUGAUCUCAUUGUGGGACACUCAGUUGGUGAAUUGGCAUGUGCCUAUGCCGAUAAUUGCGUCACGGCGGAAGAAAUGAUCCUUUCUUCGUACUAUCGGGGUUUGGUAAGCAUCGAAACUGACGUCAUUCAUGGCGCAAUGGCAGCUAUCGGGAUGGGGUACGACCAAAUCAAGACAAUUCUACCGCCCGGAAUUGAAGUUGCAUGUCACAAUGGUCCCGAUUCGUGCACAAUUUCCGGUCCAGCGAAGGAAAUUUCCGAUUUUGUGAAUGAAUUGAAGGCUAAAAGCGUUUUCGCGAAGGAAGUUGCUUGUGCGAACAUCCCGUAUCACAGUCGUUACAUCAAACAUAUGGGCCCGAAAUUGCUUUCGCACCUGAAAAAUGUGAUAAAAACCCCGAAACAACGUUCCCGCAAGUGGCUCAGCUCAAGCGUUCCCAUGGAUGACUGGCAUAAAAACCAUGCGCAAUUCAAUUCGGCCGAAUAUCAAGUCAACAAUCUCCUAAGUCCCGUUUUAUUUGAAGAAGUUUCGCAAAUGUUACCCAUCAACGCGAUCACCAUCGAAAUCGCGCCUCACGGAUUACUUCAAGCGAUUUUGAAGAAAUCUCUGCCGAAAGGCAUUCAUGUUCCAUUAACGCAACGCGGCAACACACAAAAUGUCAACUUUUUCCUCUCAGCCAUCGGAAAAUUGCAUCUUUACGGUUUGCAACCGAGCAUCGAGAACCUUUACCCGGCUGUUAAGUUCCCAGUUUCCAUCGAGACGCCCAUGAUUGGUCCGUUAAUUCGUUGGGAUCAUUCACAAAGUUGGUUGGUGGCGACUUUUAAUAACGCAAUCGACGCCAAAAUCGAGCAUUCGUACAAUAUUAGCUUGGUUGAGGAGGAAUACGCGAAUAUUGCGGGUCAUAGAAUUGAUGGAAGAGUUCUCUUUCCCGCGACGUCCUACGUUAUGUUGGCAUACAAGAGUUUUGCAUUGAUGCGGGGUAUUCCGUGGGAACGAAUGAAUGUGGAAAUUCGGGAAAUGAAGUUUUUGAGGGCGACAGCCAUUCCGCCAGAUACAGCGGUGAAUUUGUGUGUUACGUUCCAAAGGGGAUCCGGAAAAUUUGAGAUAACGGAAAGUUCAACACCUGUCGCUUGUGGCGAAAUCCAUAUCAUCGAGGACCCAAAUUUAUCACCGUUCGUGCAACCAGACAACGAUUCCAUCACUUUAUACUCCAAAGACAUCUAUACAGAGCUCCGUCUUCGUGGUUACGAAUAUUCCGGAGACUUCAAGUCGCUAACGGAAGCCCGUAUGGAUGCCAAAGCCGGAAAAAUCGCAUGGCUCAACGAUUUCGCGCCAUUCAUCGACUGCAUGCUCCAGCUAACUCUCCUCUCGAAAGACACCCGAUCUUUAUAUUUGCCCGUGAGCAUCGACAGCAUCAAAAUCUCACCCGAAAUACACGAAAAACUCGUUGAAAAAUCCGUCUCGAAAAAUCUCGAAGCGACUUACAACGAAAUUUUGGAGCUCAUCAAAGCUGGCGGUGUCGAAAUCAAAGGUUUGCAUGCAAAAGCAGUCAAUCGAAAGCGCGAAAAAAUGGUUCCCGUGCUGGAAACUUAUAAAUUCAUCCCGCAUUUCAGCAACGAUUAUUUCACGUUGGAAGAGGCAAGUCGCUGCAUCGUUCAACUUGGCUUGGAAAACACUUUCACGACAAAUGUGAAAGUCUACGAACUGCAAGACGGCAUCAACGAAUCGAUUGUCGAAGAUUUUGUCAAGCCAUUAUGCGAUUUGCCGUUAAUUGUGUACGAAACAUCGUCCGAUUUGCUGUCAGAAUCGCCGGUUUCGCCGCAAAAAAAUAAUUCUUUCGUUAUUUGUUCGUACAUGAUAGCCCAACCGAAGGUCAUGUUGCAUGCCCUGAAGUUCAUCAAAGACGACGGCUUCAUUGUGUCUCGCGAGGCAACGACAAUUAACGUCGAAGAGCUUCACAUUCCGAAGGAAGUUGCUCUCAUAAGUGCUUUUAAAACUUUAAACGAGACAUUUUUGGUGUUCAAACCCGUAAUUGCCGCUCCGGUGAGAAAAUCAACAAAAACUGUGAAAGUUUCCUUGAUUGACAGCAACUACAAUUGGUUGUCAGAGACCCAAAAAUGGCUCAAAAAGGAUCAUCCCGUGAUGUUAUAUGCCCAAGGAGAGCCCCUCAGCGGAAUAAUCGGCUUAGUGAAUUGCAUUCGGAAGGAAAUGACCGCGGAUCAAGUGAAAUGUUGCUUCAUUGAUGACGAAUCAGCUCCAAUUUUCGACCUGGAACACCAAUUUUACCGAAAAAACAUCAAAUUAGCGAUAAAUGUCUUGAAAAACGGCAAAUGGGGCACUUACCGUCACUUACCACUCGUGCUCGAGCAUCCGAAACAACCCACGACGAAACAUGCGGUCGUCAACACCGACACUGCUGGCGAUCUCUCGGCCCUCCGAUGGUCCGAAGGUAAUCUCAACUUUGAAAACUUGCAAUUUGACCCUGCCGUCGUCGUAAAUGUCAAAUAUUCCGCCUUAAAUUUCCGGGAUUGCAUGUUGGCGACGGGUCGUUUGACGCGAGACUCCAUUUCGUUCGGGUUUAAUCGCACCGGACAAGAAAACGUCAUCGGAUUGGAGUUCGCUGGUGUGUCAGAGACGGGAAAACAUGUUAUUGGGAUCCUGCCGUCACGAGCAAUUGCGACAAAAGUCAUCGCGGAUCGAAAUUUGAUGUGGGAAGUUCCGAAACAUUUAACGCUGGAGGAAGCAGUGACGAUUCCCAUCUGCUAUUUGACCGUUUAUUACGCCUUUUUUGGCGUCACACACAUCCAGAGGGGACAAAAAGUGCUGAUUCACGCGGGAACGGGCGGCGUUGGCUUGGCGGCGAUUUACACGGCACUCAAAUACGGCUUGGAAGUGUUCACAACAGUCGGCUCGGAAGUGAAAAGACAAUUUUUGUUGCAAAAGUUUCCGCAACUGAGCGAAAGUCACAUCGGAAAUUCACGAGAUACGAGUUUUUAUGAGAUGGUAAUGAAAGGCACGAAUGGCGAAGGAGUUGAUUACGUUUUAAACUCGUUGGCGCAAGAAAAAUUAAUUGUUUCCGUGAAAUGUCUCGCAAAACGCGGCAAAUUCUUGGAAAUUGGGAAAUUUGACUUGGAAAACGACACAAAACUCGGUUUGGCGCCAUUUUUGAAGGAAAUCUCGUUUCAUUCCGUGAUUUUGGAUGCUUGGAUGUUCGGGUCGACCGCUGAAAAGCAAACUGUUUGCAAGUUAAUUACGGAAGACAUCAAAUCCGGUGACAUUAUGCCUCUUCCAACGACUGUUUUCGCCGCUGACGACAUCGAGCAAGGGAUGCGCUUCCUCGCUUCCGCCAAACACAUUGGAAAAGUCCUCAUCAAAGUCCGCGAAAGUCACGAAAAUGCAAAAUCUCUGCCAAUUACAGUUUAUCCGCGCGUUUUUUGCAAUCCAGAACUCACGUAUGUCGUCGUUGGCGGGCUCGGGGGUCUCGGACUCGAACUUUCCGAUUGGCUUGUGAUGCGCGGAUGUCGAAAAUUGGUCCUCAGCUCGUCUCGGGGCAUUACAAAGCCCUAUCAAUGUUACCGGAUCAGCUUGUGGCGAUCGUAUGGCGUGCAAGUAGUCAUUUCCACGGCUGAUAUAACGACGAUGAAUGGCGCCACGGAGCUUCUUGAGGAAGCAACUCGCUUGGCACAAGUCGGAGGCAUCUUUAAUUUGGCGGUUCAACUGAAAGACGCCACUUUUGAGAAUCAAUCUGUCACGCAAUUCCGUGAAAGUAUGGCUCCAAAGGCCUUUGCAACGAUUUUUCUCGAUGAAAUUUCGCGAGUUUUGUGUCCGAAACUUCAUUUAUUUGUCGUUUUCUCGUCCGUGUCGUGUGGGCGCGGAAAUGCGGGGCAAUCCAAUUAUGGCAUGGCCAAUUCUGUGAUGGAGCGGGUCAUGGAGCAGCGUAAAUUUCGAGGAUUUCCUGCGAAAGCGAUUCAAUGGGGCGCCAUUGGGGAAGUUGGUUUAGUGGCUGACAUGCAAAAUGAUAAAAAUCUCGAAAUGGCAAUUGGGGGAACACUUCCUCAACGUACAGCAUCGUGGUUGGAAGAGCUCGACAAGUUGCUUACAUGCCCAGAUCCGAUCGUUGCCAGUAUGGUUGUUGCCGAAAAAAAUGUCAGCAGCGAAAAAUCCGUUGAUAUUGUGGAAGCUGUGAUGAAUAUCAUGGGCAUCAGGAGCCAAAAAACCAUCCAACUUGAUACAAAAUUCUCGGAAUUGGGCUUGGAUUCGUUGAUGAGUGUCGAAAUUAAUCAACUUUUAGAGCGAGAUUAUGAAAUAUCGCUCACGCCACAAGACCUAAGACAACUUACCUUCGUUAAAUUGCGACAAUUGGCGGAUAAGGAGACCAUAACUGACGAAAUUCAAAGCAAUAAAUCGCAAGAAAUGGGUCUGCAGCUCAUGCAAAAGAACUUGGGAGACGAAAAAUCGAGUUUACAGCCAAUUUUGCGUUUGCCCAACUUGAACAACAACGAUAACGUCGAGAAAUUUCUCUUCAUACCCGGCAUUGAGGGUGUUUCUGGUGACAUUUGGGAAGCAAUUGCCUCACAAAUCAAUCUUCCGGUCCAUAUUUUGCAACUUCGUAAGACAAGUCACAUGAUAGAAGCUUCCCAAAUUGCUGAAACCGUCAUCAAAGACAUCCUCAAGCACGUUUUUAACGAAACUCGCACUUUUCGCAUCGUUGGAUACUCUUUUGGAUCAAUUUUGGCACUCGAAAUCGCUCGCAUCCUCGAAGAUCUCGGCAUGCAAGGCACAAUUACGCUCAUUGACGGGUCUCCGGCUUAUUUGAAGAAGAUUUUGUACUUUUUGAAUGACAACAAGGCCCUUUCCGAUGAAGAUGUUAAGCGAAUUAUGGUCAAUAUUGUCGGUGGAUUGUUCUCGUUGAAAGAUGUGACAGUUGAUACGCUCGAUUGGAACGAGUUUACGAGACAAAUGAUACUAAAAACCGCGGAACAUUUUGGAUUUUCCGAAGAAUAUUGCCGGGAAAUCGUUGAUGGGAUGAUGUCUCGUAUAAAAUUGAUGUCGAAGAGCGACGAUGAACCGGUGCGAGGAAAAAUCAAGUCGGAUAUUGUGCUUGUGCGACCAACGGAAUCAACGUUAAAUGUCAAAACGGAGGAUUAUGGAUUGAAAAAGUACACGGAAGGAAAGGUGGAGGAAAAAAUCAUUCAAGGAAAUCAUUCGUCGAUGUUGGAGAAUCCAGCGUUGGUCGAUAUUAUCAAUGAAAUGGAAAAUUUUGUAAAGUAA
Molecule: messenger RNA, 7065 nt
Organism: Culicoides brevitarsis
Lineage: Eukaryota; Metazoa; Arthropoda; Insecta; Diptera; Ceratopogonidae
Product: fatty acid synthase-like
Exons: 6
Coding region: 1-7065 (2354 amino acids)
Biological process (GO): fatty acid biosynthetic process
Molecular function (GO): phosphopantetheine binding; oxidoreductase activity; fatty acid synthase activity
Source: RefSeq, a predicted model, not a curated record